Daldinia vernicosa is the source of this 370-nucleotide messenger RNA. RefSeq lists its product as uncharacterized. Lineage: Eukaryota; Fungi; Ascomycota; Sordariomycetes; Xylariales; Hypoxylaceae. The record is from RefSeq and is a predicted model, not a curated record. The coding region runs from base 1 to 303 and encodes 100 amino acids. The transcript has 3 exons. Gene Ontology annotation, molecular function: iron ion binding; heme binding; monooxygenase activity.
AUGCUAGAUAAGAUUAAUGCGGGCCGCAACCUUGGCACCUUUGAGCCGAGACGAUGGCUAGUCAAGGAGACGACAGGUCGAGAAGUGUUUAACGCCCAUACCUUGCCAUCCCUUUCAUUUAACGGGAGCUGUAGGAGCUAUUCCGGACGCAAACUCGUAUCCAUGGAGUUUCGCAUCGUUGUCACGCUGCUCAUCUUGAACUUAGAGUUUCUAGAAUUGCCAGAGGAUUUCAAGACCAUGAACGUUUCUGAGAAGAUCUUCCGGCAACCUGAUAAGCCAUACGCGAGAUUGCGAAGCCUAUGAUCAACUGAUGUUGUAUUAGAAAAGUCUGUACCUAUGCUAGUCUGAAUGAGUAAUCUGCUACAAUUUC